Molecule: messenger RNA, 1456 nt
Organism: Bipolaris sorokiniana ND90Pr
Lineage: Eukaryota; Fungi; Ascomycota; Dothideomycetes; Pleosporales; Pleosporaceae
Exons: 3
Coding region: 25-1032 (335 amino acids)
Molecular function (GO): oxidoreductase activity
Source: RefSeq, a predicted model, not a curated record
AACUCAUUACAACUACAUCUUAAAAUGCUUCGACUCUUUUCCAAAACUUUACCAACAGCUACCAGAUUAAUUACACCAUUAUCACGCACAAAGCAAUUCAUCCCGAAAACCUCCUACCAAAUAGUCAGAAACAUGGGAAAAGCAAGCAACGAGGAUCUGAAGGGCUCCAAGCUCUUCGAUGUGUCACACGUCACCGCUCUUGUUACUGGAGGAGGAACUGGAAUCGGGUUGAUGAUCACACAAGCGCUAGUCGCCAAUGGUGCAAAGGUCUACAUUACAUCAAGGCGUGAUGAGGUCUUGAAGAAAACGGACGAAGUGUACAAUACUGGGCCAGGACAAAUCAUCCCUAUUCAGGCAGACGUCAGUGAAAAGGACGAUGUGAAGCGCCUCUACGAUGAAAUGUGCCAAAAGGAGCCCAAGGGAAUCCAACUACUCAUCAAUAAUGCUGGAAUUGCGCGGGACGAUAACACAAAAUUCUCCUCAAAUGGUCAGCCCAACAUGGAAGAUGCCCAAGCCAUCUCUGACCACUUCCUCAAGUCGCAGCCCGAGCAGUGGGCGGACACUAUGAAGACCAAUGUCGGAAGUAUCUAUUGGAUGAGCAUGACUUUCCUUCCCCUGCUUGCCAAGGGUGGCAGCGUCACCUCCGGAUACAGUUCACAGGUCAUCAACGUGAGCAGUAUCUCGGGGUACAUGAAAGGUAGCAGCAAUGGUCAAUUCGCUUAUUCCUCCAGCAAGGCAGCGGCUACACACCUCAGCCGAAUGCUUGCAACGACAUUCAUGGGUACCAAAGUCCGCGUCAAUACCAUUGCACCUGGUGUUUUCCCUAGUGAGAUGACAACUGGCUCUUCUGACGAAGACAACAAGAGCCGCAUGGAUUCAGAAAUGUCGAACCCUGCCGGCCGCCCGGGAGUCGACACUGACAUGGCUGCGACUGUACUCAUGCUUUCUGGACCUGGAGGCGUCUUUUACAAUGAGCAAGUACUUUACCCUGAUGGUGGAAGCACUCUUCAGCAGCCUGCGGCGCGAGCUUAAGCGCUUCGUGAGUGGAAGACAUACCGCUCCGAUAGCUUAUAACCAGUAUAUUGAACAAGGUACUUUUCGCUUCUUGUAUAUGGAAAUAUGAUAGCCAUGCUGUUAACUUACUGAUCAAAUCCGCUUCCCCAAAUACUCGUCAUCCAAAAUCAUGCUGUACUUCCAAGUCGCCGAACCACUCCGACCCAUCCCCACCCCCUGUGCAAAAUUCUUUUACGCUAUAUACAUAUCCCGCCGAUGUUCAAAAAUCCACUCACACUUGUCUUGAUGAUCUAUGCCAUAUUUCCAUUCUGUUCACUCUCAUUCUGAGUGAUGGAUACCAUUCAAUUUUCGAGCUCACCAUCCAUCUAAUUAGAUGGCCUAAUGGCUUAAUGGCAAGGCGCUUGACUACGAUUGAGUUCGAUAUCAAGAGAUUCCAGGUUGU